AUAUAAACAGAUAAAGGUUUGCUUUAAUUAUUUUAUUACCAACAAAUUAUUUAGUAAGUAUAUUAAACCAGUUGGAUUAUUUGCCUAUCGCCUCUCGUAGAUAUUUGUCUAUUUAUCUGUAAAUAAUUAGAGCAGUGUACCCCAAAUGGAGCAACUGCAACGAUGUUAUCUCUAACUUUAAUUGUGUUAUUCGUGUUUGUUCAACCAAUAGUUUCGAAGCAGUGCCUUAUCAUUGAAGAUCUUGUCGAUGAAGAACUAUGGAAUUAUUUUGCAGGUUUUUGGUGUUACUACUACACCAGCGACUUAGUAUGGAGAUAUGAGUAUAUAAUAACGGCGAUUUCUUUUAAUAAUGAAACCUAUUACGUGUAUGCUUUAAAUGUUAACGGGUCAGCACUUCUACUAGACUUUAAAGAUGAAGCAUCAAUGGCAUAUAUCAAAAACCAGUUUCCAUCGGACGCAGCUUAUCGGUUCUAUUUGGCAUGUAAUCAAGAUUCUGUAAACUGUUGCCAAGAUGAGAUGGAUGAAGAUAAUAUUCGUUAUAGUGAAUCAUACUGUCCAGUCAUUUGGGAUUCUUGGACAUGUUUUCCACAAACGAAAGUUAACACUACUGCUAAAAUGCCUUGUAGCAGUCAAUAUUAUGGAGCUGAUAGUGAUAUAUGCACCCUGGAAAGUCAAAAGAAAUGCAUCUGGAACAACGCAACUCAACUAGCAGAAUGGGUUCAGUCAACAGACUACUCAACUUGCUCAACAGUUCCACUUUAUAAAAGACGAUACAACUUCCAUGUGAUAUCUUUAAGCGUCUGUAUCGUUUUUUGUUUACCGGCCAUCGUUAUCUUUCUAAGCUUUGAAAAACUAAGAAAAACGAUUAGAGUAGUGCUCCACAGGAACUUACUGAUAGCAAUCUGCAUCCGCUGUAUGUUAACGAUUAUCUCCAAAGAAUUGAUAUACCUUGAUGCUCUUAGGGAAGAAAGUUACCAUACAAUGGAAAACAACGGGGUUGUAUGUCGAGCUUUAACUUUCCUGGAAAGCUCAGCAGUUAAUGGUAUUUAUGGUUGUAUGCUUCUCGAUGCCUUUUACUUACAUAAAGUGAUUGUGAGGGCGUUUGCAAAAGAAGUCAAGAUGAAAUACAUCUACACAGUAUUGGUAGCUUUGACUUUCACAUUUAGCACAGCCUGGGCAGCAUCAAUGGCUUCCAUCAACGCAAAAUUGUGUUGGUUAUCUUCUAACAACUUGCAAUGGAUAAUGGAUGGUUACAGAAUAGCUAUCUUGUUUAUUAAUACUGUUUUAUUGGGUGAUAUUAUAAGAGUGAUGGUACUUAAGAUAAAGCAUGGAACUACUACCGAACAGACGAUGGCAGCGUUUAGAGCCACGAUAUUUCUCAUUCCAUUGUUUGGACUUCAUAUCAUUCUCACGGCUAAUAAAAUCGUAUAUGACAAAUCCUGCACAGCAGAAGAUGUAUAUGAAUACGUUCGGUAUACAAUGGAAGGGCUUCAAGGGAUUGUAGUAUCCAUUAUCUUCUGUUAUGCUAAUAAAGAGGUUCAAGGAGAAAUUAAAAAUAUGUACAGAAAACUAUGUAUAUACUUAAAUCAAAGGUUUGAUUGGCACUUGGGUGAAAACUAUGAUAAAAGAAGAGCUACAACUGCUACUUUUGUACAAGAUAAUUAUAAUUAAGUUAAAGUGUAAUUAAACAAAUAAAAUUUGUAUUUGAAAAGAA
This is a messenger RNA of Diabrotica virgifera virgifera (western corn rootworm), 1714 nucleotides long. RefSeq names its product calcitonin gene-related peptide type 1 receptor. Lineage: Eukaryota; Metazoa; Arthropoda; Insecta; Coleoptera; Chrysomelidae. The record is from RefSeq and is a predicted model, not a curated record. Gene Ontology annotation, molecular function: peptide hormone binding; G protein-coupled peptide receptor activity. Gene Ontology annotation, biological process: cell surface receptor signaling pathway; adenylate cyclase-modulating G protein-coupled receptor signaling pathway. Gene Ontology annotation, cellular component: plasma membrane. The transcript is spliced from 8 exons. The coding region runs from base 163 to 1671 and encodes 502 amino acids.